AUGGGUGGGGCUGUUUUCCUUAUCUUCGGCGGCACUACCGCUGCAUGGUCGUUCGCCAUCUUCUUCCUUCUGCCUGAUACCCCAACCAAGGCAAGAUUUCUCAAUGAAGCCGAUCGCAUCAAGGCUGUUGAGCGUGUCGAGGAAAACCUAACAGGCAUCAAAAGCGACAAAUUCAAGUGGUACCAGUUUGUUGAGGCGAUGACAGACGUCAAGGCCUGGCUGCUCUUCACCAUUCAGCUCAGCGCUCAGAUCGCCAAUGGUGGCGUUCACGGGUUCGGGUCCAUUGUUAUCAAGGGCAUGGGUUUUAGUACGCUCAACACGCUUCUUGUUCAAAUGCUGGGCUCUGUCUUCCAGUUCGUCUUCGUUCUCUUGGCGACUGGCGGCAGCACGUACUUCCGCAAUAGUCGCACUUAUUGGAUGGCGUGGAAUUUGGCAAUUUCGAUAGCUGGCGCAGCUAUGGUCCGACAGAUUAACUCAGAGCUGAAAUGGGCACGCUUCAUGGGCUAUUGUCUGACUAUCGCUUACAGUGCCAACUUCCCUAUGAUUCUGUCCAUGUCAUCCGGUAAUUUUGGUGGAUUUACCAAGAAGACGACCGUUAACGCUAUGCUUUUCUUUGAAUGGGAGGCACCUUCUUACAGCUCUGGUUUCUUGGCCAUGUUGAUUUGUUAUGGAGUAGGCGUUCUGAUCUGCUUUGUCCUUCGGUAUUAUCUCAUUUGGCAGAACAAGCGACGAGAUAGCGUUGGGGAUGUGCUUGAUACAAGCGUCGGAGGCCACGUGCCUCUUAACCUGAUGGACAAAACAGACAAGGAAAUUCCGCAGUUUCGUUAUGUUUAUUAA
Messenger RNA from Colletotrichum spaethianum, 837 nucleotides. Its product is annotated as putative transporter. The transcript is spliced from 3 exons. Lineage: Eukaryota; Fungi; Ascomycota; Sordariomycetes; Glomerellales; Glomerellaceae. Gene Ontology annotation, biological process: dipeptide transport; tripeptide transport; allantoate transport. Gene Ontology annotation, cellular component: plasma membrane. The record is from RefSeq and is a predicted model, not a curated record. Gene Ontology annotation, molecular function: dipeptide transmembrane transporter activity; allantoate transmembrane transporter activity. Bases 1 to 837 code for a protein of 278 amino acids.